UAUUCUGUUUUAAGUCGGAAUAUAAAAAGCAAUACGAACGGUGCAGUACGCAAAUUUUAACCGUUCAUUCUUUGUUUCUGGCCUAAACUUUAUAUUAGACAAUUUGGUUUUUUGUAAGAAAAAUUUCGUUACUCGACUAUUGAGAUUAUACUUUAGCAGAGUGUGUAAAUGGUUCCGAUGUAGUAAGAUUCUACAAGAUUCGGAUAUAGAUACAGUAACAAAAUCGUUAGCCACGUCAACUGCAAAAGUAUAACUCAUUCGUACCGCAUAAAACAGCGAAAAGUAGAAUAGGAUUUGUGUGCGCAAACAAAAUUAAAGCUUCCAGUAUUCAAAGACACAUUCCAUUUAAGGACCCAACGCGAAAGUGGUAUGCCGAUUAAAGACAAUGGCUGUAAAGGUGAUAUUGGUAAUACUGUUGGCCUUAUCCGGAUGCGAUUCAUAUAAUUCAAUGGAUCUUCCAGACAAUUGUUCUACAGACCGGAAACGAAUCUCUUUCAAUUUAGAAUGUAGGUUUGAAGCAUCCGAUUCCAAACAACAUUCCAUAAAGAUAUACACCAUCGAACCAACGCUUCACAUAACACACAACGACGGAUGGGUCCUCUUCGAUUUGGAUAUAUUUCCCAAAUGGAACAUAAAUGAAAAGUUGCAUAGCAUAAAAAUGGAAAAUUGUACACUUCCUUCGGAUCAGAGUCUCGGUACUUUGUUUGAACAUUUCGGCGUCAAAGAUGAAAUUCUUGCAUUUGAAGGCAUCAAUAUUGCACAGUCAUCAUUGUCAUUAGGUGGUCGAUUUUCGAGUGGAUUUGAAAAAGUAGAAAAUUUGACGUUACAUUGGAACAGCAUAGGACAAUUAAAUGAAAAUGUGUUCCGAUUGUUGACAAAGCUAUACAACCUGGAUUUAAGUAAGAAUGAGAUUUCCGAUGUGGACCACAAUGCGUUCAGAGAUCUGGUGGAACUCAGGACACUUAAAAUGAGUUCCAACAAAUUGAAAUCACUGAAAGAGGGCAUGUUUGAGCGCCAGAAGCACUUAAAUCUUCUGUGUCUACGGCAAAAUAGCCUACCGAAUUUGACGAAGGAAAUGUUUCGGGGUCUGGACUCUUUGAGUAUUCUCACUCUUGAAAAAAAUAAGUUUUCCAGUUUGAUGGACAAUGUCUUCCACAAUCUUCCGAGUCUGAAAGAAAUAUCUUUGGGUAAUAGCAACCUGCCGUACACAAUAUUUGUGAAACAAAGUCAUUUAAAGUUCGUUUUCCUAGAAAAAGUAAAGAUAAGCGAAGGAUUGCUUUUGUCUGGACUGAAAAAACUUCACAUCAGAUCCAGUAAAGUGGUGACUAUUUCGGGCUUAUCGAAUAUAGAAACCGUUUCAAUAAUCCGGUGUGAAUUACACCCAUCGGCUCUUACUUCGUUUAAAAACUUACGUUUUACGAAAGAGUUAAACUUAUCAUUCAACGGAAUUAGCAAUUUAGACGAUGGGAUUUUCGAUGGUCUCAAAGAAUUGGUUCGGCUACAAUUAUCCAAAAAUCUGCUGACAAAUAUCUCUGGACUGGUUUUUCGAGAUCUGAAGAAACUGAUCGAAAUUGACUUAUCGUACAACAAUCUUUCAACGAUACAUCCCGAUGCAUUUGUCAACACCGAUCAACUGACUACCAUAAAUUUGCAGAACAAUCAAUUAUCGUUCAGUGAUAACAAAAUGCCAUUCAUGCAUCUCUACCACUUAAAAACAUUGAAUUUAUCCAAUAACAACCUGGCGAGAAUGCCAUCCGAUUUGAAUAAAUUGAAAAAUUUGAAGGAAAUCGAUUUAACAUACAAUCAGAUCACAUCGGUAAAGUUUAGUGAAAUACGACAGAAUUCCAUCAAUAUUAGUUCAACGUAUGAAACACGGUCCGCAUUAGGAAGUAAGGAUACACGCACAUAUCUCAGCGGUAAUCCAUUGGAUUGUGACUGCAGUAUGUUCGAGUUUUUAUCGAGAACGGAUCAAGAACAAUUAGCUCAAGUAUUCAAUGACACCUGUUUGAAACACCAUUUCCAUAUGACAGGAUGCAGUCAUGAAAAUUACGUGAGCGAUCAGUGCCCGACUGGAUGCAAUUGUAUAAAAUUGGAGAAUAGAUCCGGUGUUCAAAUAAUUAUAUCUUGUAAGGAUAAACAAUUGACACGACUGCCCGAAAUCAAAUUUAUGAAUGCUACAUCAAUUGAACUGGACAUUAGCAAUAACAGCCUAACAGAACUGCCAAUAUUGCCUACCAGCUUCAAUGUAACUUUCAUUCAGGCUUCGUUUAACCAAAUUUCUGAAAUUAAGGUUGAAAACUUACCGUCAAAUCUUCGAGGCUUGGAUUUGUCUCGUAAUAACGUUCGAACAAUAGCUGCGAAAGUUAUCGAUCACCUGAGAAAUCACCAAAGUUUGGAAAUUUUACUGCUAAAAGACAAUCCACUGGCAUGCCACUGUUCUGACGAUAUGGUCAAAUUAAUUGAUUUCAUCGAAGACAGUUCGAUGACGGACCUGCAAGAGGCCAAAUGUAAUGUACAUUACCAACUGUCGCAGGAAGGGCUACAGAAGAAAUGCGAGGAAGAAUCAACUAUGUACAUCCUCAUCUUCGUCACUAUCCUCACGUUAAUGUCGGCAGUCAUCCUUGUAUUGGUCAUGAAACAUAAUCAAUUCAUCAAAAUGUGGCUCUACGCUCAUGACUGGUUCCUGUGGUGGGUUGACGAAGAGUACGUGGACAGGCAUAAGGUAUACGAUAUAUUCAUUUCUUAUACAAACGAGAACAGAAUGCUGGCAUAUCGUAUUACGUACGCGUUGGAGAAGUGUAACAUCUUCAAAGUGUGCUUACAUGAAAGAGAUUUUGUUGGCGGUGAACGUAUUGAGCAAUCGGUGCGCGAUGCAGUGAAUAAGUCUCGUCGAACACUGGUCAUAUUAACCGAAGAUUACAUGCAAUCUGAAUGGUGUGAACACGAAUUUCAUCUGGCGUGGGAACGAAGCGUAGCCGAAAAACGACAACUAAUAAUUGCUGUAAAGGCUGGAAAUCUUGGACAUAUUGCAGACGAAACCAUUCAUUCGUACAUCAAAACCCAUACGUACAUUGAGGUAGAUGAUCAAUGGUUCUGGGAGAGACUUAUUUUUCGUUUACCACAUAAGAAGAUGAUCAAGAAUAUUUUCCCAAUUAGGGAAUAUGAGACAAUGAUGAAGGUAAUAUCGGCAAAUGAAGACGAAUCCGCAAAUGAAGGAGAAUUCGUAAAUGAAGCAGAAUAUGCAAAUGAAGGAGAGUCUGUUCAAGAAAGUGAUCUGUAAAGUUACUUGCAAGUCUUAGUCUUAGAGUAAUUGUGAUUUUGACUUAUACGUCGACUCCUAUUAGUUAAAAUUACUGAUAAUUUCCAAGCCCCUUCGAUUUAUGUUAAAAACAUACCAUAUUAUGUAUAACUAUAGCACUGCUCCUAGCAUUAACAUAGAAAAUAUAUGGAGACUAAUGGUAUUUGCAUUUCUUUCGUAAGACAUGUUUCAAAAUGCGACGGCUUUUUGACGUUUGACAUAUUAGUGUUAAUGCUAGGAGCAGUGCUAUGGUAUAACAAAUCUUAUUGUAUAUUUAAACAUGUUCCAUGACAAUAAACAUAAAAUUAGCUCUGAAGUUGCUUU
Bradysia coprophila is the source of this 3622-nucleotide messenger RNA. Its product is annotated as protein toll-like. Gene Ontology annotation, cellular component: plasma membrane. Gene Ontology annotation, molecular function: protein binding; signaling receptor activity. The record is from RefSeq and is a predicted model, not a curated record. Gene Ontology annotation, biological process: inflammatory response; toll-like receptor signaling pathway. NCBI's taxonomy places the organism in Eukaryota, Metazoa, Arthropoda, Insecta, Diptera, Sciaridae.